GCGACUGUUCAUCGUUCUUCAUACCAAACGCGAUCCCCCUCCUGCUCCUUCGGAGAAUAUGUCUUUCGACUGUCGAUCCCAGCGGAGUGUUUCCUCCUUUGCCUGCACUGAAGCCUGCACGACAAGACCUCUUCCUUCAUUGAACGGACCAACCUGAUGUUACAAAUGUCGAAGGAUUCGCUAUCUUCCUCCCGUUACUCUGACCGCAAUUGAGGCUAUCUCGCUUGUAUCGCGAAUCCAGCGAUUGGAAGAAGAUAAAGACUUAAUCGCAAUUUUCACAAAAUAUCAUCGAGUCUGUGAGGAGUCGAGCGCAGGACGAGCUGGGGUGCAGUUGACAAACAUGUCCGAGCUCGGUCGGCUAUAUCUCCAAUUCCGGAGGCAUGUCCAACGAGCUGAACAACAUCCUCUCUCUCGUCACUAACGGCACCUAUGAGGGUAUCGCCGUCGGCAGUGACCGUUACCCUGGCACCACGUUCAUUGACCAUAUGCUUCGGUACGAGGCCGACCCCGACUGCAAGAUGCUCGUCCUACUUGGUGAAGUCGGUGGUAUCGAGGAGUACCGCGUCAUCCAGGCGGUCAAGAGUGGAAAGAUCACCAAGCCUAUCGUUGCUUGGGCUAUCGGCACUUGCGUGAAGAUGUUCACGACUGAGGACCAGUUCGGUCACGCCGGCUCCAUGGCCAACUCGGACCUCGAGACUGCCGCCGCUAAGAACGCAGCGAUGAAGGCUGCGGGCUUCAUCGUCUCCUCCACAUUCGAGGAGCUUCCUGCUGUCCUCACCCAGACAUGCAACAAGCUCGUGAAGAAUGGCAUCGUCAAGGUCGUUGCUGAGCGUGAGCCGCCAGAACUCGGCCUCAUCCGGAAGCCUGCCGCGUUCAUAUCCAUCAUCUCUGACGAGCGUGGUCAGGAGCUCAUGUAUGCUGGUCUGCGGAUCUCGGACGUAUUCAAGGAGAACAUUGGUAUCGGUGGUGUCGUCAGCCGGCUGUGGUUCAAGCGCCGCCUGCCGGCUUACGCUACCAAGUUCAUCGAGAUGGUGCUCAUGCUUACUGCUGACCACGGUUCGGCCGUGUCUGGGGCCAUGAACAGCAUCGUCGCUACCCGUGCGGGCAAGGACCUCAUCUCCUCCCUCUGCUCUGGUCUCCUCACCAUCGGCAGCCGCUUCGGUGGUGCGCUCGACGAGGCCGCGGCCAUCGGUAUUGGCCACAAGAUCAAGAGCGUUAACAACGCUGAUCUGCGUGUGGAGCUUAUAAAGGAGUUCGUCAUCAAGAACUUCCCCAAUCACACCCUGCUCGACUACGCGCUCGCCGUCGAGAAGGUCACCACUGCCAAGAAGGAUACUCUUAUCCUCAACGUCGAUGGUUGCAUUGCCGUCUGCUUUGUUGAUCUUCUUCACGACAGCGGUGCAUUCAGCCGUGAUGAGGCGGACGAAUACAUAAAGAUUGGCACGCUUAACGGCCUCUUCGUCUGCGGUCGCAGCAUUGGCUUCAUCGGCCAUCACCUUGAUCAAAAGCGCCUUCGCGCGCCUCUCUACCGCCACCCUGCCGACGACAUCUUCAUCAACAUGCAGGACAUGUCCCAGCCGCGUGUCCUGGCCAAGCCUGCUUAGGUACCUCAUCAUCCGUUGGACGCGUUGCGCGGCGAACGCUGUCGUUAGCUUUUUUUACGUGUUUGCAUGUUCCUUCCUUUGGUUCUCUUUUUCACGUAUCACAUUUCCUAUAAUGCGCUGCAACUAGCCUCAGGCUCCCAUGACUAUAGAAUCAACUAUGCGGUGCAAUAUACGAUGUCCGGCAUUGUUUGGUGACC
Messenger RNA from Dacryopinax primogenitus, 1801 nucleotides. RefSeq names its product citrate synthase. The coding region runs from base 381 to 1604 and encodes 407 amino acids. Gene Ontology annotation, biological process: tricarboxylic acid cycle; fatty acid biosynthetic process; acetyl-CoA biosynthetic process. The transcript is spliced from 6 exons. NCBI's taxonomy places the organism in Eukaryota, Fungi, Basidiomycota, Dacrymycetes, Dacrymycetales, Dacrymycetaceae. The record is from RefSeq and is a predicted model, not a curated record. Gene Ontology annotation, molecular function: ATP citrate synthase activity. Gene Ontology annotation, cellular component: cytosol.